UUUUUAAAUCGGCAAUCUGCGCCGUCCAGGUAAAGAGGUGCGCGAGUAAAUAGACUCUCGUUGCGCCACGGUUGAAAGGGCAAAAAGCGAGGAAGAGAGAACACAAAAAUUCCCUCUAAGAGAACCUUUCGACUCGAGGAGGACUAAGGAGGACAUAGGUUUACGUUGGCGAUAGCUCCGAGGCAGGUUAUCUUCUUCAAGUCCUCCAACCUCCAACUGAUCGCCGUGAUUUAGGCGCGUUCGCCACCUGCCAGUCGCCAGUUAAAUGCCCGUGGUGGAGGUGCCGCGGUAUCAGUGGUCGGGUGUAUCGCACAAUCGUAGGAGAUACUUGUCAGGCAGGAGGAUUGUCGUUCUGUGGAGACGUGGGAAUGGCAGCGGAGGUUGACGGCGACGAGCGGUCGCAUCCACGAUGCAUCAAAUUGCCGCCCGCCGUCGAGGUGUUUGCUAAUUUGAAGAAUGCGCAGAUUUUCGCCAUAGACAUUGGAUUGUCCUUAACAAAAAUUGCUUAUUACUCAACAGUAAGUUAUCGGAAGGCACUUUAUGAGGAUGCAGAAGGUUUAGGAAACAGUGGAGAACGAGCAUACAAAGUAUUUGAGGGUAACAGACUGCAUUUUGUUAAGUUUGAAACAAGAUAUAUCGAGAACUGCUUAGAUUUCGUCAAGAAGAAUUUAGUAGAUGUUCAACGAUUUCAUGGAAAAAGUAUUAAAGUGACUGGAGGCGGAGCAUUCAAAUAUACUCCAUUGUUGCAAGAAAAAUUAGGAUUACUAGUUGACAAGGAAGACGAGAUAGACUGUCUGAUAAAAGGUUGUAAUUUCUUACUUAAAAAUAUACCAUGCGAAGCGUUUGAGUAUCACCGACAUGCAAAUCCAGAAUAUAAAUUUCAACAAGCUGGACCCAACAUAUUUCCAUAUUUGUUGGUUAAUGUUGGUAGUGGCGUCAGUAUUCUUAAAGUGGAAUCAGAUGAAGUAUUUGAAAGAGUCGGUGGUACAGCCACAGGAGGAGGUACAUUUUGGGGACUGGGAUCAUUACUUACAAAAAGAAAGGACUUUGACGAAUUGCUGCAACUUGCAGAACGAGGAGAUCACCGUAAUGUAGAUAUGUUAGUGAAAGAUAUUUAUGGGGGCGAUUAUUCCUCUCAAGGUUUAUCUGGAGAACUUAUUGCGUCAUCUUUUGGCAAGGCAGUAGCUUGUGGACAACCAAAAUUUUCUGAAGCUGAUCUCGCAAGGAGUUUAUUGUUUACUAUUAGCAAUGAUAUUGGGCACAUAGCUAGUUUAUAUGCUACCGUUUACAACGUGGGCAAGGUUUACUUUGGUGGUUAUUUCUUACGUAACCAUCCACUAUCAAUGCACACCAUUUCAUACUCUAUAAAAUAUUGGUCUCAUGAUAAGGUAACGCCUCUCUUUCUUCGCCAUGAAGGUUACCUUGGCGCAAUCGGAGCGUAUUUAUACGGCACCGAACAGACAGAUAAAUACAGCUGGUUGGAAAAUUACGCUGGAUCAUCGAGCUUUAAAGAUUCUGUAUCAACUGAUCUCGGAAUUAAAGUCGAUCAGUUAGAGAUUGAUCAAGCGGAAUAUGCCGUUACGUUUUGUCCAUUAUUAAAAGAUCCCGCAUCUUACAAUCCUGACACUACGGAUCUCGUUCAGGAUAAAGAAGCAAGAGACUAUUGGCUGCAAUGUUUUGAAGAGUCUGUGGAUAAAUUUGUGUCAAGGGCUAUUCAUAGCCAACCACACAGUCCAACGGCAAAGGACAGAGGAUUAAAACUAAAAGAGAAAUACAUUAACAGAUUACACUAUCUUCAUGCGCAACCGUUUGCAUAUGGAGCACUUACUGUUAGAAUAUUGUUGGAUACCAUCGAGCAUUGCAUGAAAGAAUUUGAUUUUCCAGAUCCAUAUUUACACCAAAAAAGAAAAGAGAAUGAAGAAGCAUUGACGCACUUACAUGACCGCAUAACUGCUCUAGAUAAAUUAGAAGGUGCAGAGAAGAUAAAAGCUUUGAUCCUUGGCGUUCUCAUUGGUAAUAUAUUUGAUUGGGGUGCCAAAGAUGUUGCACAGUUAUUGGAAACCAAUGAUUUUGGUUUUGAAGAAGCUCAAGCGAAAAUUCCAGGUAGACCAUGGUUAGAGGAUAAUUUAGAUGAUUGGAUAUACAGAUUACAGAAUGAACCGCCUCACAAAUGUGCAGCCAUCUUUGUCGAUAAUAGCGGCGUAGAUAUAAUUCUUGGAAUCCUACCAUUUGCACGAGAUUUGUUGCAGCGAGGAACUAAAGUACUAUUGUGCGCUAAUUCUAUGCCAGCUCUAAAUGACGUAACGUAUCCUGAAUUGGUCGUUACGUUACGGGACGCCGCGAAAAUUUGUAAUAUUAUUAAACAGGCUUUGGAAGAUAAUACUCUUAUUUCUAUGGAAACUGCGCAAGCAGGUCCUUGUCUGGAUCUCAGUCGUAUAAAUUUGGAUCUAUGCCUUGCGAUGAUCGAGCACAAUGUGGAUCUCAUAGUCAUUGAGGGAAUGGGUAGAACUUUACACACGAAUUUUCAUGCUAAAAUGAAGUGCGAAUGUCUGAAAUUGGCGGUCGUAAAGAAUCGAUGGCUGGCGCUUCGUUUAGGUGGCGAUAUGUACGCUGUGAUAUGCAAAUACGAGCGACCAUCGCCGAAGACCAAGAUUUACGAUAUCGAAAUAAAAACGGAGACGAUAAAAGAUGAGUGUCCGUCAAAAUGUACAGGAGAGGCAACAGAACUUUGCAAAUGUGACAAUUCUAGCGAUAGAAAUACAAGUAAAGUUUCAGUAUAAUACAAGCAAUAUACAAUUAUUUCUUUCAAAAAACAAACAAUUAAAUAUACACGACAUAUUGCCUUCCGAAAACGAGAAAACUUAAAGACAGAGUUAUGCUCAAAUAUACGCUUAAAUUCUAAAAAUGUGAUCGAACUUGCAUCAAGAAACAAACAUACAGAUAAAAUAUUAGAUUUGUUUUUUUUCUGAAUUACUUGCAUACAGUACAGGUUUCCUCUUUUUUUUCAUUCUAGAAAGGAAAAGAGAAAAAAGAAUUGUGCAAGAAGUUCCAGCUAAAAAAACAGACCUAUCAUGUGAUUUGUCAGAUAAUCGUAAUCGUGAUGUAAGAGAUUAUCAACAUUUCUUGAUAAUUUAUAUUGAUAAAAUUUACUUUCUUAAUUUUUUAUUAUAACAAUUACGUAGUAUAUUUGUUUUAUAACUUAUUGUAUUACUAGUAUAUCGAUGAUCUUUCACAUUGUUUUCAACAAAUUACUACUACCAACACCUUAUCAAAAUUCUAGAUUUUUAAAUCUAUUUUUGUAAUUUAAGUUGCGCAAGAGCUAAACAAAAUUUUAUAAACUUUUAUAAGAGACGAAAACUUUAUUAACUACUAUCAUUACUUUCUGUGAUCAUUGAAAUAUCUGUGCAUGUUAAAGAAAACCAACACUUUGAAAAAAAACAUUUGCAAAUUUCUUGUUAUAUUUGCAUCUGAUAUUAGAUAAUUGUCCUAUUCGUGAAUUUAUUGCAAUAUGGUUAAUCAAUCUCGUCCAUACAGUUACAAUAACAUAAAAAAAUCAUUUUUUUAUAGAAAUAUUAGGACCCAUAAUGUAUAUAAUCAAGCAUGUCUAAACUUUAUAUUAAUGUAAACGAUUAAAAUCGUUAUACAAAUGAUUGGUUAAAGACAAUAAAACUGUUUUAUAUAUAAUUUGCAGUUACCAUAAUUACUAGAAAAAUUACAUUAAUUUAUUAAGGAAAAAUCUCUCCAGUAUACUUACAAAAUAUUGUAUAGUAUAUUUUCUGUGAUAUUACAAUAUGCAAAAGAAGUAUAAUAUUAUCGCAAGUAAACAAAUAUAAAACAACUAUAAGAUCAGUUAGUAAGUUUCUUUGAUGCUAUAAUUAUAAUAAUCUCAAAUAUUUUAUAUUUAAUUAAUCAGAAUAAUGCAAAAAUUUUCUCUUGCUAUUGAUUUCCAUAGGAAAUCGGAAAAUAAAUGCAUUAUUUUAUGAAUAUACGUAUACUAGGUUUAAUAAGCUAAAUAAGAAAAUAGUAAAUCAAAAAUUGAAAAAGUAUAUAAAAUAUCCAUAAAUAUUUGUGAGACUUGUUCUUUAAUUAGAUUAAUAAUUGAGUUACUCUGUUAAUCGAUAUCCAUAUCUGUCAAAUUGGAGGUAACACUAAAGUGAUGAAAACAAAUAGAUGCGUUAAGUAACUUUAAUAUCGGAAAUUGUAAUACAUCCCAUAAAAGCAAUCUUUUGAUUCGACAAACUCUAAUCAUGUCUGUACAUAUGUAAUAAAAUGUAUAUAUUAAAACGUUAAAGAUUGUAAUCAAUAUGCAAUGUAGAGAUAUAUAAAUAUAAUAUUCGGUUUUUGUGUGUGUUAUAAACUUUUAGUUAUUCAGAAUCUAUAUGACAUACACGAAGUGUUCGUUAUAAAUGAAAUAUAUAUUUUUUCUUUUAAUAUUCUUUCGCGCGCGCGCGUGUGUUUGUGUGUGUGUGUAUGUGUGCAUAAUGCCUAAGAAGACUCCACAUUGUAUCAUGUUUGCGAACUUUCAUAUUGUAUCUAUUAUUUUCUUCUUGUAUCUAUUAUUAUUACUAUUAAAUUUUUCAAGAACUGCGAUUAUUCUCUCCCUGUUACGGUAAUAAAUAAAUGCGAUAUUUUUAUUUUUA
Monomorium pharaonis (pharaoh ant) is the source of this 4640-nucleotide messenger RNA. RefSeq names its product 4'-phosphopantetheine phosphatase. Gene Ontology annotation, molecular function: ATP binding; pantothenate kinase activity. Bases 369 to 2780 code for a protein of 803 amino acids. Gene Ontology annotation, cellular component: nucleus; cytosol. Gene Ontology annotation, biological process: coenzyme A biosynthetic process. The record is from RefSeq and is a predicted model, not a curated record. The transcript is spliced from 13 exons. Lineage: Eukaryota; Metazoa; Arthropoda; Insecta; Hymenoptera; Formicidae.